This is a messenger RNA of Trypanosoma cruzi, 702 nucleotides long. Its product is annotated as iron superoxide dismutase, putative. The transcript has a single exon. Gene Ontology annotation, biological process: superoxide metabolic process. NCBI's taxonomy places the organism in Eukaryota, Euglenozoa, Kinetoplastea, Trypanosomatida, Trypanosomatidae. Bases 1 to 702 code for a protein of 233 amino acids. The record is from RefSeq and is a predicted model, not a curated record. Gene Ontology annotation, molecular function: superoxide dismutase activity; metal ion binding.
AUGUUGAGACGUGCGGUGAAUAUAUCCAUUGCCAGAGGGCGCAUGGCGUUGAUGAGCUACGCGACGCUGCCUGACCUUUUAAAACCAAGUGGCGCCCCGGCCGAGUUGCCCAAGUUGGGGUUUAACUGGAAGGAUGGAUGUGCCCCUGUCUUCAGCCCGCGCCAGAUGGAAUUGCACUACACCAAACACCACAAGGCGUAUGUGGACAAAUUAAAUGCGCUGGCAGGGACAACAUACGAUGGGAAGAGCAUUGAGGAGAUUAUCCUUGCGGUCGCAAAUGACGCCGAGAAGAAGGGUCUUUUCAACCAAGCCGCACAGCAUUUUAACCACACCUUUUACUUCCGUUGCAUCACCCCUAAUGGGAAGGCGAUGCCAAAGUCCCUUGAGUCUGCUGUUACGGCCCAGUUUGGUUCGGUGGAACAGUUUAAAGAUGCCUUUGUGCAGGCAGGGGUGAAUAACUUUGGCUCGGGUUGGACGUGGCUGUGCGUGGACCCGUCGAAUAAGAAUCAGCUCGUUAUUGACAAUACGAGCAACGCCGGAUGUCCCUUAACGAAGGGACUGCGCCCCGUCCUCGCAGUGGAUGUGUGGGAGCAUGCGUACUACAAGGACUUUGAAAACCGCCGGCCGGAUUACUUGAAGGAGAUCUGGUCGGUCAUCGACUGGGAGUUUGUUGCAAAGAUGCAUGCGCAGGCAAUAAAAUAA